Molecule: messenger RNA, 1119 nt
Organism: Lotus japonicus
Lineage: Eukaryota; Viridiplantae; Streptophyta; Magnoliopsida; Fabales; Fabaceae
Exons: 2
Coding region: 1-1119 (372 amino acids)
Source: RefSeq, a predicted model, not a curated record
AUGUAUCUCAAAGUCAUAGUUGUCACCCAUCCAGUGACGAAAGGACUUGAACCAGAUAUUACUUGUGUGAGAGAUUCCCAACUUACUGGUGUUACAAAAUCAAACAUAAGUGCCAGUGCUGCUACUGUGGAUGGCGAAGCUAUAAAAAAGUCUGGUUCCAAAAGGAAACAACAUUCUGAUCUUACUAAGAACUCCAAAAGAAGUAGUGCAAAGUCCAAUUCAGAGACUUGCAUUUUAGAGUCUGUUAAGGAACCAAACUCUGAAACUCGGCUGAAUACUUCGCCAAGGAGGAGGGACCGUAAGCCUAAUUCUUUGAUGAAUGCAGAAGAAGGCUACGAUCACUCUUCGAUUCAUAUGGGAACAAAAACCGGAAAAUCAGCUCAAUACAGAAAGGCCCACAAUACCAGCUCUGUUUCUCCAGCUUCUAAAAAUCCUAUCUCCAGAAAGGAUAUGAUGCAGCCAGAGCCUAAAACGAAACAUGUAGCUCUAGUUUCUGAGCCAAGACAUGAGAACAUUGCAAAACCAGCUCAAUUGAGAAAGACUUCAGAUAUUGGCAGUGAUUUUCUUCCUUCUAAAAUCCAUGCUUCCAGCAAGGAUAAUGUAUUGUCAAAGUCUGCAGAUAUGAGCGUUGGUGUUAAAUCAUUAGUAGCUAAACCUAAAAAUGAUGAGAACACUGAUGCUGCUCUGCGUUUUACACAUGAUAAAGAUGGAAGCCGCCCCCAAAGACGUCGCCCAAGGAAAAUAAGUAGCACAGGUAAUCAAGAUGUUCAUACUAAUUAUGUGUCAAUGUCAAAGGAAGGCAAUUUGAAUCCUCUGCUCGACAAGACUCUUCCCAAAUCCCCUGAUGUUGGGUUGGAAAAGGAAUAUCAUGAAAAACCUCAGCCACCCAUUAGGAAAAUUAAGUUUACUCUGAAGUCUAGUGGGGGAACUGGUGUAGCUCCUGAAUUGGUGGAUGCUAAUGUGGAACCUAAGGUUUCUUGUGAAGAUGAGGGGAGAAACAAGUCAGCUAUGAAUGCUGAGGUGGAAAAUAGAGAAGAGGCCAGAUCUUCAGGUCAACCAGAGGUUAAGAAAAGGAGGAGGCAUGAUGAUGCUACUCCUAACAAAGGUCUCAACAAAUAA